Messenger RNA from Anneissia japonica, 3019 nucleotides. Its product is annotated as glycine receptor subunit alpha-2-like. The coding region runs from base 12 to 1364 and encodes 450 amino acids. The record is from RefSeq and is a predicted model, not a curated record. Gene Ontology annotation, cellular component: synapse; membrane; neuron projection. NCBI's taxonomy places the organism in Eukaryota, Metazoa, Echinodermata, Crinoidea, Comatulida, Comatulidae. The transcript is spliced from 9 exons. Gene Ontology annotation, biological process: signal transduction; monoatomic ion transmembrane transport; regulation of membrane potential. Gene Ontology annotation, molecular function: transmembrane signaling receptor activity; extracellular ligand-gated monoatomic ion channel activity; neurotransmitter receptor activity.
CACGGGCAAUAAUGAUGAACGUGUUGACAAUUGCAAUUUACAUUCUCAGCGAUUAUGCCAGAGUAUAUGCACAAAGUGAUUUCGGAAGUACCCCUGACCAUCAUGGAGCUAUUUUGAGGAAGGAUAUAGAGACCAUUUCGUCCGUCAGACCUCAUGACGAAGAAGGUCCAGUGGAUGAACUUCAAAUAUGGAUUUAUAUUUUAGGUAUUGAUUCUAUAAGAGAUGAUCAACAAGAUUUUAGCAUGACACUUUUGAUAAGUGUAGCUUGGAAUGACUGGAGACUGGAGCAUAACCACACAAGAGAUCUUAUACUAAUUGGCACUGACGUCACUAAAAUCUGGUUGCCAAAUGUGAUAUUUCUGGAUGCGACUGUGGCUACAAUUAGUGAUGUCAUGAAUGAUAACCGUUUCGUUAGGAUAUCGCCAACUGGUGAUGUGGAAUAUACUUGCAGAAUAAAAUUAACGCACUUCUGUCCGAUGAACUAUGUUCUAUUUCCAUUUGACGUUCAGCUCUGUUCUGUAAGACUUGGAACGUUCGGCUAUUUUGACAACGAAGUGCGCUUGACUUGGGCGGCGUUAGAAGAUCCAAUCAUGAUGAUGAAGGAAGUCUUAUUUGUUACUCAUUAUACCGAACCCCAAAUCAAGGAUCAUGUAGCCUUGAGUAUACCUUUUUCAGAAACAGGUUUCGCUUUCAUAUUUUUUUGGAUAGAAAAUAUUUCUAGCUUAUGUUUUACAAUGGAACUUCAACGUGAGAGGAAUUAUUAUGUGUGGGGAUACAUGGCUCCCGCGGCUUUUCUCGUGAUUCUGAGCUGGCUAAGCUUUUGGAUCGAUGUUACUGCCGUCCCUGCACGUGUAUCUCUCGGAAUAACAACUGUAUUAACCUUCUACACUCAAAGCACUUCUGCCAAUCACCUGACGCCAAAACUUGGAUAUGCUACGUUCAUGGAUUCGUGGAUGGCAAUGUGUCACACUUUUAUAUUACUGGCGUUAGUAGAGUACGGGAUCGUUCAUUAUUUUGACGUAAAGGGAAGAAAAUGUAGGGAUGAGGCGCUACGUAAAUUCAAGAUUUUAAGAAACGAUAAAUCGAACCGUGAAAGAAAAGACAAUUUCAAUAAAGAUGGUAAAAAUGUACCUGUGCAUUUCCAAAACAUUUACUCAGUUGAUGAGUUUAUCAAAACGCUCGAGAGAAGUGAGCUCCCAAACAGUCCUGAAGAGAUCGCUUUACGGGAUGCUGAACAACAUGCAUCAAAGAAGAUUCACUUGGCGUAUAAAAUAGACCUAGCCUGUCGAAUUGUAUUUCCUACUUGUUUUGUAGUAGCUGGGUGCAUUUUCUUUCUCUUUACACUUUUGAAUACGGCAGUGUAAACAUAACAUUUUGUAAACUGUACUUUCGUGAACUGACGUCUUUGUUAAAGAAAGACAUUUUAUAGACGUGUUGAGCUCAAUUUUCUUUUUAAAACUAUAAAAUUAUUGUUUUGUUAACGCUUAUUGUAUAGUUUCUGUAUGUUUAAAAAGGGAAGAAAUUUAUGUAAAUGGGUCAAUUCUAUAUAAUUUGGUUGGCGGAGGUGGGGGAGUGAGUGUUGUUAAAUUUUAUAUCUGAAUGUUUUGUUAUUUUGUAUAAUUUUUUUUAUAUUUUUUUUGGAUGCACCUUUCUUUUGGAAGAGUGCAACUGAUAUAAAUAAAUAGAUAAAUAAAUAAAUAAAAAUACCGUAAAUAAAUAGAAUAAGUAAAUAGUAGAUAGAUAGAUAGAUAGAUAGAUAGAUAGAUAGAUAGAUAGAUAGAUAGAUAGAUAGAUAGAUAGAUACAUACAUAGAUAAAUAGAUACAUAGAUACAUAUGCAUCUUCAUGCCCUUACUGAACAGAACAGAGACUACUUGAUUUAAAUUAUACCGUACUUAAAUUCGUGAUUAUAAAAUUAUAUUUGUGUAAAUAUUGAACUCAACAGGUUUAUAAAUCAACUUUAAAAUGCGUAAAUAAUUAAAAUAAUGUGUAGCUCUUAAAAUAAAGGCACAAGAAAUUCGAGUUACAGGCCUAUUUCAACCGGGAUUGGUUUCAGUGGGUUUGGAGAAGAGAUAAAUAGUAGGCCUAUAAGAUCACGAAUCAUAUCAACAUAUGAUAUUGUAAUAUGAUCGCCUGCAGUAAAUUGGAUCAAUAUUUCAAUAUGUAUGUCAGAUAUUAAAUAAAUAGUUACUCCUUCAAUUUGAUAAUGAUUCCUUGAAAACUACAACCUGUUCGUGUUAAUUGUCUUAGAAUACUGAUAUGUUGCUAUAGCAACUUUGAAAUUAGCAAAUUGAAGAAUAUGCAUUGUUGUGUACUGCAUACCUGGCAGUCCUCUAAAGUGUAAUUAACCGGACAAGUCACUGGAGGCAGUGAGGAUGCGUACGUUAACCCCAAUACACACUGCAGGCUAAUGUAUUAAGUGGAAUUCCGCAUCAUUUAGAUUAAAUAUGUAAUAACAGCAAUAUUUUGGUAGGCCUAUGAAUAAUUUGAAGAGGUUUAAUUAGGAUGUUUACAUGAAUAGAGCUCACGUACCUAUGUAGGAGGGUACAGCGUCUCAAAGCCAAAAAUAUAGCAGGAAGUUAGGAUAUAGAAUGCAUAUGCCUUAAGAGCAAGAUCUUGGGUUUAAUUGCAGUGGCGGAUCUAGGAUUUAGCAAUGGGGAGGGGGUGGAUAAUGCGAGGCGAGUAGGGGUGACGUGGUUUGGAAAGGGCGCAGAUGUGUUUUGAAACCUCAGGGCCACCAUAGUUGGGCCUGAAGUGAGAAAAUUUAGGAAAUACUAUCUCUAAAUUGGUGGAAAUUCAUCAUCAUCACAUCACCAUAGUCAAAUGCAGAUUCAAUAUUAUUUCUCCAACCUUCAUAUAGGCCUUUUACACCAGCUGAGACCUUUUAGAGUACGCUCUAAUUUACUUCAAUCCGACAGGGUGUGUAUCUAAUGUAAAUAGUUGAAGACUUGUAUAGUACAUAGGCCUAAUCACCUGGCAGGGGCGGAUCUAGGAGGCGGUCCGGCCCCGCCCCCUCCCCC